ACUGUCCUAGUGCUCCACCGGAUCUUGCGAAGUGCAGCCAGGAAGCUCCAUAGAAUCCACGUCGCCAAGAAGACUCUCAGCUCCAAACCAGUCUACCAGCCCGACUCGUGUCUCAGGGUGGCCGGGCACUUCGACCAAACACUACCCGCAGACGUGGAACCAUGGUAAGGAAAUGAAAACAUAGAUUUAGAAUGAAGUGCAACAUAGAUUUCGAGUGAAAUGCUUUAUAAAGAUCCGCCGCCGCUCAGGCCAGUCGUUUAAGGCUAUUAUUUUGGGGGGAGGUGUGUUGCUUUUUUUUAACGAUUGCUACCCUAUUGAAAACACAUCCAAUGAAUUAACCUAUGCCUGGCUAGUUGUGAAUGAUCGAGUAUUUGAAGAUGUUGCAGAAACUCGAGAAAUGGCAACAGUGUAACAAAAACAAUAUGGUAUUCAAAAGAGUCAGGAAGUCUCCGAUCGAUUGGUUACUAAAUAUGCUAGUAGUUCAAUCUGCAACUUUAUAUAACGACUUUCUUCUAAACUACUUUAUCGCAAAUGGCUACCGCCUGAGCAUUUCCAGACCAGAGCGAAUUAUUCAUGCACCUCAAAUGUGGUGGAAUGCGCUUCAGUAAACAGACACGCCCCCAUAUAAACCAACCCUACAAGGUGAACAGUUGACUUGGUUCCACUUUGCCACUUUGUGAAAUGUUGUAUCUACACCAGGACUACAAUUGUAUAGCUGUUAGGGGUCGGAUACACUUAGUUUUAUUGAUAAGCAUAAUCAGAAUAAUUUUAAUAGAUGUAAAAAGUAAAUAAAACAUUUAAAGGUAAGUGUAUCUGACCUGUCUCUAUAAAAAUAUACUCAAAUCUGGUCUCUGUCAAAGUUUUAUUUCUUGUUCCCGUUCAACUGAUCUGCAUUUACAUAGGAGUAAAGAGUAAUCUGGUUAGUAUCAAUACAAGAUACUGUGUCUAGUAUUGAUAAAGAUAAAACCCUCCCGAGUGGCUCAGUGGCCUAAUCCUGGUUCGAAUCCAGGCUCUGUCGUAGCCGGCCGUGACCAGGAGACCCAUGGGGCGGCGCACAAUUGACCCAGCGUCGUCCAGGGUAGGGAGCGUCUUCCAGGGUAGGGGAGGGAAUGGCCGGCAGGGAUGUAGCUCAGUUGGUAGAGCAUGGCAUUUGCAACGCCAGGGUUGUGGGUUCGAUUCCAGUAUGAAAAAAAUGAAAAUGUAUGCACUCACUAACUGUAAGUCGCUCUGGAUAAGAGCGUCUGCUAAAUGACUAAAAUGUAACUGUAAAUGUAUUGGUUAAAUUAGGAGUCAGAGGUAGAUUAUGACUUAAUAUAUUGGGUUCUCUCUCCCUCUGUCCAUCUCAGCCUCUCCGGUUAGACAUCAAGCGGAAGCUGACCGCUCGGUCAGACCGUGUGAAGAGUGUGGACCUGCACCCAACUGAACCAUGGAUGGUUGCCAGCCUGUACAAUGGCAGUGUCUGUGUCUGGAACCAUGAGACACAAGUAAACAACAUUCAUUCUCAUUUAAUUUGUUAGGAUUCAGGGCUUAUUCAUUCAUUCAUUCAUUGUACACCUUGCUGCACAUUAUGUUCUUGAGGGAAAUAGGAAUGGAUUCUUUCUCUAUGACAAUGAUAACCAUGAUGCUGAUGCUUCGUUUGAAUCUCAUGUCUGUGUAGACCCUGGUGAAGACAUUCGAGGUGUGUGACCAGCCUGUGAGAGUGGCUAAGUUUGUGGCGAGGAAGCACUGGGUCAUCGCUGGAGCAGUAAGUGUUAUAACAACCUUAUAACUGCUUAUAAUGCAUCUAUCUGUCCUAUUCUAUUCAGAGUUUUUCCAUAUCUCUCUCCCUGAAUGCUGCAAUACUUUUCCAUUUUUACCUUCUCCACCCUCUCUCACUACACCUUCUCCUCCCCUUCACUCUCGCUCUUCUCGGGUCCUCCCCAGGAUGACAUGCAGAUCCAUGUGUUUAACUACAACACUCUGGAGAGAACUCACAUGUUUGAGGCCCACUCUGACUACAUCCGCUGCAUCGCAGUCCACCCAACACAACCUUACAUCCUUACCAGCAGUGGUAUGUUGUCUCUCUCUCUCUCUCCCUCUCUCUCCCUCUCUCUCUCUCAAUUUAUAUAUAUAUAUAUAUAUAUAAAUUAGUACCAGUCCAAAGUUUGGACACACCUACUCAUUCAAGGGUUUUUCUUUAUUUUUACUAUUUUCUACAUUGUAGAAUAAUGAAUAAUAGUGACGACAUCAAAACUAUGAAAUAACACGUAUGGAAUCAUGUAGUAACCAAAAAAGUCUUAAACAAAUGAAAAUAUAUUUUAUAUUUGAGAUUAAUCAAAUAUCCACCCUUUGCCUUGAUGACAUCUUUUCACACUCUUGGCAUUCUCUCAACCAGCUUCAUGAGGUAGUCACCUGGAAUGCAUUUCAGUUAACAGGUGUGCCUUCUUAAAAGUUAAUUUGUGGAAUUUCUUUCCUUCUUAAUGCGUUUGAGCCAAUCAGUUGUGUUGUGACAAGGUAGGGGGGUAUACAGAAGAUAGCCCUAUUUGGUAAAAUACCAAGUCCAUAUUACGGGAAGAACAGCUCAAAUAAGCAAAGAGAAAUGAUAGUCCAUCAUUACUUUAAGACAUGGAGGUCAGUCAAUACGGAAAGUUUCAAGAACUUUUAACGUUUAUUCAAGUGCAGUCGCAAAAACCAUCAAGCGCUAUGAUGAAACUGGCUCUCAUGAGGACCGCCACAGGAAUGGAAGACCCAGAGUUACCUCUGCUGCAGAGGAUACGUUCAUUAGAGUUACCUGCCUCAGAAAUUGCAGCCCAAAUAAAUGCUUCACAGAGUUCAAGUAACAGACACAUCUCAACAUCAACUGUUCAGAGGAGACUGUGUGAAUCAGGGCUUCAUGGUCGAAUUGCUACAAAGAAAACCACUACUAAAGGACACCAAUAAUAAGAAGAGACUUGCUUGGGCCAAGAAACACGAGCAAUGGACAUUAGAUUGGUGGAAGUUUGUCCUUUGGUCUGGAGUCCAAAUUGGAGAUUUUUGGUUCCAACCGCCAUGUCUUUGUGAGACGCGGUGUGGGUGAACGGAUGACCUCUGCAUGUGUAUUUCCCACCGUAAAGCAUGGAGGAGGAGGUGUUAUGGUGUUAACCAGCAUGGCUACCACAGCAUUUUGCAGCAAUACGCCAUCCCAUCUGGUUUGGGCUUAGUGGGACUAUCAUUUUUUUUUCAACAGGACAAUGACCCAACACACCUCCAGGCCAUGUAAGGGCUAUUUAACCAAGAAGGAGAGUGAUGGAGUGCUGCAUCAGAUGAGCUGGCCUCCACAUUCCCCCAACCUCAACCAAAUUGAGAGGGUUUGGAAUGAGUCGGACCGCAGAGUGAAGGAAAAGCAGCCAACAAGUGGUCAGCAUAUGUGGGAACUCCUUCAAGACCGUUGGAAAAGCAUUCCAGGUGAAGCUGGUUGAGAGAAUGCCAAGAGUGUGCAAAUCUGUCAUCAAGGCAAAGGGUGGCUAUUUGAAGAAUCUCAAAUAUAAAAUAUAUUUUGAUUUGUUUAACACUUUUUUGGUUACUACAUGAUUCCAUAUGUGUUAUUUCAUAGUUGUGAUGGCUUCACUAUUAUUCUACAAUGUAGAAAAUAGUAAAAAUAAAGAAAAACCCCUGAAUGGGUAGGUGUUCUAAAACCUUUGACUGGUAGUGUGUGUGUGUAUAUAUAUAUAUAUAUACUACCAGUCAAAAGUUUUAGAACACCUACCCAUUCAGGAUAUACAUAAAUUGCAAACAUCAACCAUAGAAUAUUGUGAACAUGAGCGUGUGUUUGUUUAUGUGUCCAGAUGACAUGCUGAUCAAGCUGUGGGACUGGGACAGGAAGUGGGUGUGUGGUCAGGUGUUCGAGGGCCACACCCACUAUGUCAUGCAGAUCGUCAUCAACCCUAAAGACAACAACCAAUUCGCCAGCGCCUCCCUAGACAGGACCAUUAAGGUACAUACAGUACACACACACACACUACUCUUUGUGCUUGAAGCACUACAGUUGUUGGUUUGAUUAUUUUUAUGUUGAAGUGCUUAUAGUUGUGUAGUGUAUGUUUCAUGAAUUAUAUACAGUUGUUGUAAAUUGUUACCACUACAUUUCAGUAAUACACUGAAGUAUUUGUUGGCCCUUGGCUGUUGCAGGUGUGGCAGCUGGGUUCUUCCACCCCUAAUUUCACUCUGGAGGGCCAUGAGAAAGGAGUCAACUGUAUUGACUACUACAGUGGAGGGGACAAGCCCUACCUUAUAUCAGGAGCAGACGACCGCCUGGUCAAGAUCUGGGACUACCAGGUACACAUGGAUAUAAACAUGUAAACACAGUUGAUGUACACAUGUCACACAGUUUAUAUGCAGAUGUACACAGUUUAUAUACACAUGUACACACAGUUUAUUUGCACACUUUCACACACUCUCAAACACAGAAUGAAACACACACAUAUGCACAGCAUACACACUUUUCAGAUCAGAAAAUACACACAAACUCCACUUGAAGUGUUAUGCGUCUGUACUAGUGAUCAUAUAUAUUGAGUUGACUGAUUCUACGCUAGUCCUCUCCUCUACCUCCAGAAUAAGACGUGUGUGCAGACUCUAGAGGGCCAUGCCCAGAAUGUGUCCUGUGUCAGCUUUCACCCUGAGCUGCCAAUCAUCCUCACUGGCUCCGAGGACGGUGGGUAGUGUAGUGUUUACCUUAUCUCUUUAGAAUGGAAUAACAAGGUGUUUACCUAUGUUAUAACAUAGUAAUAACAUUUUAAAAGUUGUAACAUUGUAUCGUGGUAAUAACAUGGUGUUUUCUUGUCAUGUUGACUAGUUCCUGUCUUCCCUGGAUCCUUUAUGUUUGACCACCCUCUCACAUGUGACUCUCUUUCGCUCCUCCCAUCUUUCGUCUCCUAAUGGACAUACAGGCACAGUGAGAGUCUGGCAUUCCAGCACGUACCGCCUGGAUAACACACUGAACUAUGGGAUGGAACGUGUGUGGUGUGUGUGUGGCCAGCGAGGCGCCAACAGUGUGGCGCUGGGAUAUGAUGAAGGCAGCAUCAUCAUCAAGGUACCAAUUUAUGGAAACUCUAAACUAUACAUCUAGAAUGAUGUGGUGUCAGUGAUCUGAUUAUUAGUAUUGUAGGUAAUCAUAUAGAAUGUUUGUAUUGUUUUUAUACAGCACCAGUUUGAUUCUAUAGGCCUACAUAUCACCCAUGUAUGUCCAAGUUGUAUGUUCAGCUCAAGUUGAAAUAUUAUGAUUUGAACAUCACUCCUUCUCUUCCUCUGUCUCAUCUUCUUCACUCUCUCCCCCCUCUUCUCCCUUUCUCCCCUUAAUCCCCUUCCCCAUCUCCUCCCUCCCUCAGUUGGGCCGUGAGGAGCCAGCCAUGUCUAUGGACUCUAACGGUAAGAUCAUGUGGGCCAAGCACUCUGAGGUGCAGCAGGCCAACCUGAAGGCCAUGGGAGAGGCUGAGAUACAGGACGGAGAGAGGCUGUCUCUGGCUGUCAAAGACAUGGGCAGCUGUGAGAUUUAUCCCCAGACCAUCCAGCACAACCCCAACGGCAGGUCAGUGUGUGCGUGUGUUACCGUGUUUGUGUGUACUAGUUGCUCAUCAAAUGUAAACAAAAAAGUAUAUAUAUAUAUAUAUAUAUAUAUAUAUAUAUAUAUAUAUAUAUGCUAUUUAGCAGAUGCUUUUAUCCAAAGCGACUUACAGUCAUGCGUGCAUACAUUUGUAUGUAUGGGUGGCCCCGGGAAUCGAACCCACAAUCUUGGUGUUACAAGCACCAUGCUCUACCAACUGAGCCUUACAGGAGCAUAAAUGUACAGUAUAUGUGUGUGUGUCAGUGGAGGCUGCUGAGGGGAGGACAGCUCAUAAUAAUGGCUGGAAUCUAUGGAAUGGUAUCAAACGUGGUUUAUGUGGUUGAUACCAUUCCAUUGACUCCAUUCCAGCCAUUACUAUGAGCCAACCUCCCCUCAGCUGUCUCCAGUGGUGUGUGAUCACACACUAACUAAUGUCCGUUGUGUGUGUGUUGCAGGUUUGUGGUGGUGUGUGGGGAUGGAGAGUACAUCAUCUACACUGCAAUGGCCCUGAGGAACAAGAGCUUUGGUUCAGCACAGGAGUUUGUCUGGGCCCACGACUCCUCAGAGUAAGUAAAGUCAACCGCACCCUGACAACUCAUACACAGUCAUCUAUGGACCAUCCACGGUCUAGUAUGGUCAGGCUGACUUAACCGCUGUUGUUUCUAUGGCAGGUAUGCUACUCGGGAGAGCACCAGCAUGGUCAAAAUCUUCAAGAACUUCAAGGAGAAGAAGUCUUUUAAACCAGACUUUGGGGCAGAAGGUGAGACAAACAUAUCAGAUUUGAUCCAGUAUGAACUGACUCCCUCUGUGUGCGUGUGCAUGCAGAUGAUAUGCUGAUGUGUUAUAACUAACUAUAUGUGUGUAUCAUCCCCUGCAGGUAUCCACGGUGGGUUCUUGCUGGGCGUGAGGUCAGUGAGUGGUCUGGCCUUCUACGACUGGGAGAACACAGAACUGGUCCGCCGCAUUGAGAUCCAGCCUAAACAUGUGAGUCAGCUACAGUAUUUAAACUGCUAAUAAUCCACAGUUGAUCUAUAUCAACUUUCAGACACUUGACCAUUUACAGAUUUAUAGCAGGUCCAGGCUGCGCCUAGCUCAGGUCAAGAGGGUGAGAAGCCACCCACAGCGACCCAACCCUCCUCCAACCUCCUCCCCACAGCGACCCAACCCUCCUCUAACCUCCUCCCCACAGCGACCCAACCCUCCUCUAACCUCCUCCCCAUAGCGACCCAACCCUCCUCUAACCUCCUCCCCACAGUGACCCAACCCUCCUCUAACCUCCUCCCCACAGCGAUCCAACCCUCCUGUAACCUCCUCUCCACAGCGAUCCAACCCUCCUCUAACCCCCUCUCCACAGCGAUCCAAGCCUCCUGUAACAUUUUACAUUACAUUUACAUUUUAGUCAUUUAGCAGACGCUCUUAUCCAGAGCGACUUACAGUUAGUGAGUGCAUACAUAUUAUUAUUAUUAUUUUUUUUUCAUACUGGCCCCCCGUGGGAAUCGAACCCACAACCCUGGUGUUGCAAACGCCAUGCUCUACCAACUGAGCUACAUCCCUGCUGGCCAUUCCCUCCCCUACCCUGGACGACGCUGGGCCAAUUGUGCGCCGCCCCAUGGGUCUCCCGGUCACGGCCAGCUACGACAGAGCCUGGAUUCGAACCAGGAUCUACUAGUGGCACAGCUAGCACUGCGAUGCAGUGCCUUAGACCACUUGCGCCAUCCUGGGAGAGUACCCUCCUCCCACAGCAACCAAGCCUCCUCUAACCCAGCAGCGAACCCAACCCUCAUCUAAACCCCCUCUACACAGACGAUUCCAACCCUCCUCUGACCCCCUCAUCCACAGCCAAUCCAAGCCCUCCUGCUAAAACCUUCCCCACAGACAAUCAACCUCAUGGAAAUCCAUCCCACAGCAAUCCAACCCGCCUGUAACCCUACUUCCCACAGCGAUCCAAGCCUCCUGUAACCUUCUCCCCACAGCGAUCCAAGCCUCCUGUAACCUUCUCCCCACAGCGACCCACUCCUCCUCUAACCUCCUGUAAGCUCUCCACCAACCCAUCUCUCUACCCCUCUCCACCCAAUCUAUCCACAGAUCCAACCCUCCUCUAAUCCUCUCCACAGUAUCCAACCACUCUAACCCCUCUCCCAGCGACACCCUACCAACCCCUUCCACAGCGAUCCAACCCUCCUAACGCCUCACCACACACAACCCUCUGUAACCUCUCCCCACCAAUCCAACCCUCCUCUACCCCUCUCCACAGCUCCAACCUCCUUCACAUCACGUGCGAUCCAACCUCUAAAUCUCCAACCUCCUCUAACCCCCUCACACAGGAUCCAACCCUCUCUAACCCCUCUCCACAGCGACCCAACCCUCUUAACCCUCUCCACAGCGAUGCCAACCCUCUCUAACCCCCUCCCACAGGCCACCCCAACCUCUCCCCCAAUCCCACCCCCUCUCCACAGCAAUCCAACCCUCCUGUAACUUCUUAUCCACUGCGAUCCAAGCCUCCUGUAACCCCCCUUUCCACAGCGAUCCAACCCCCUCCCCACAGCGAUCCAACCCUCCUCUAACCUCCUCUCUACAGCGACCCAAUCCUCUUCUAACCCCCUCUCCACAGCGAUCCAACCCUCCUGUAGCCUCUUAUCCACACGAUCCAACCCUCCUCUAACCCCCUCUCCACAGCGACCCAACCCUACCUCUAACCCCCUCUCCACAGCGACCAACCUCUCUAAUCCUCACACACGACCCAACCCCCUCACCUCCUCUCCACAGCGAUCCAACCCUCCUUAACCUCUUAUCCACAGCGAUCCAACCCUCCUCUAACCCCCUCUCCACAGUGCCCCAACCUCUCUAACCCCUCUCCACAGCAAUCCAACCCUCCUGUAACUUCUUAUCCACAUGCGAUCCAAGCCUCCUCUAACCCCCUUUCCACAGCGAUCCAAGCCUCCCUACCCCCUCACAGCGAUCCAACCCUCCUCUAACCCCUCUACACGACCCACGAUCCCAACCCUCUCAACACACCCUCUCCACAGCGAUCCAAGCCUCCUCUAACCCCCUCUCCACAGCGACCCAACCCUCCUCUAACCCCCUCUCCACAGCGACCCAACCCUCCUCUAACCCCCUCUCCACAGCGAUCCAACCUCUCUUCUGACCUCUUCUUCCACAGCGAUCCAACCCUCCUCUAACCCCCUCUCCACAGCGAUCCAACCCUCCUGUAACCUCCUCUCCACAGCAAUCCAACUCUAACCCCCUCUCCACAGCGAUCCAACCCUCCUGUAACACAUCUCCACAGCGACCCAACCCUCCUCUAACCCCGUCUCCACAGCGAUCCAACCCUCCUGUAACAACCUCUCCAUAGCGACACAACCCUCCUCUAACCUCCUCUCCACAGCGAUCCCACCCUCCUCUAACCUCCUCUCCAUAGCAAGUCAACCCUCCUCUAACCCCCUCUCCACAGCGAUCCCACCCUCCUCUAACUGCCUCUCCACAGCGAUCCAACCCUCCUCUAACCUCCUCUUCUUUCCUCAGAUCUUCUGGUCAGAGUCUGGGGAGCUGGUUUGUAUCGCCACGGAGGAGUCUUUCUUUGUGCUGCGCUACCUGGCUGAGAAAGUGGCAACAGCACAGGAGACCAAGGAGGGAGUCACUGAGGACGGGAUAGAGGACGCCUUCGAGGUGAGACUACACUACAUCUAGAGAUUAGAUUCUGGACAAGAGGAUUUAUUUUGUAUUUGUACUGUAACAUUUUCUUCUAUAUCUAUUUCUCUCCCCCUCCCCCCUCUCUCUCUCUAGGUGUUGGGUGAGAUUCAGGAGGUGGUGAAGACAGGUCUGUGGGUGGGAGACUGUUUCAUCUACACCAGCUCAGUCAACAGACUCAACUACUACGUAGGAGGAGAGAUCGUCACCAUCGCCCACCUGGACAGGUAAGACUAUACCUACCUGCUGAGACUGCUACAAACCAUUGACCUGUUCACCUCAAAUUACCUGCUAUGUACUGUACCUGUCAGUCUAAAAUACUGGUGCUAUAUUAACUCCCCUGUCUGUCUGCUAUAGAACUAUGUACUGUACCUGUCGGUCUAAAAUAAUGGUGUUGUAUUGACUCCCCUGUCUGUCUGCUAUAGAACUAUGUACUGUACCUGUCGGUCUAAAAUAAUGGUGUUGUAUUGACUCCCCUGUCUGUCUGCUAUAGAACUAUGUACCUGCUGGGCUACAUCCCUAAGGAUGACCGUCUGUAUCUGGGUGAUAAGGAGCUGAACAUCGUCACUUACUCUCUGCUGGUGUCAGUGCUAGAGUACCAGACUGCUGUAAUGAGGAGGGACUUUGGGAUGGCCGACAGGGUCCUACCCACCAUCCCUAAAGAGAUGAGGACCAGGGUCGCCCACUUCCUAGAGAAACAGGUGAGACUGAGAGGGUGGGUGUAUUUUUACAUUGGUAUGCGUCUUAACGCAUACCAUUUCAGUGAAUGUGUCCUCUCUUCUGUCUGUGUAUCUUUGUGUGUGUAACCCUUUCUCUUAUCUCUAUCUCUCUCUACAGGGUUUCAGGCAGCAGGCCCUGGCUGUGUCCACAGACUCAGAACACAGGUUUGAGUUGGCUCUGCAGCUAGGAGAACUGAAGAUCGCCUACCAGCUGGCUGUAGAAUCCGAGGUAAGACAUCACGUAAAGAGAAAGACUGGGGACAUUUUUGACAAACUGGGAAUUAUAUAGCAGUCUUGGAAUGAAAGGGAAGUAUUGAGAAAUGUAGGGCCAAAUGUGGAUAUUGGGAGACAUAUUUGGAGACCUCGGUAUAAGAUGACAUGAGAAUAACUGUAGUAAAGGGUAUAUCUUAUCAUAUUUUUAACUAAUCAAAAGCAUAGUGAAUAGGGCUUCUGUUUUGUGUUUGUGAUGACUGUCUUUCUAACAUGGCAUACCUGUUCCCUCUCUCUUUUUCCCUCCCUUUCUCUCUCUCUCCACCUCCUCUUCUCCUCUCUCCCUGGCACGGUGCCCUGCAGUCGGAGCAGAAGUGGAAGCAGCUGGCAGAGCUGGCCACCACUAAGUGCCAGUUUGGCCUGGCCCAGGACUGUCUGCACCAUGCCCAGGACUAUGGAGGGCUGCUGCUGCUGGCCACAGCCUCGGGCAACGCCAGCAUGGUGGGCAAGCUGGCAGAGGGGGCAGAGAGAGACGGCAAAACCAAUGUGGCUUUCCUUACCUAUUUCCUCCAGGGGAAGUAAGUGUGUUUAGGGAGAGAAGGGUGUGGGGGUGGAUGUUACAGAGGAAGGUGAGGAGGAGUGAGCAGAGAGUACUGGCCGGUGUUUAGGUUGAACUUUUAUAUGUAUAUCAUCAUCAUGUGGUCCUCUGUAGCUCUGUAGCUCAGCUGGUAGAGCACGGCGCUUGUAACGCCAAAGUAGUGGGUUCGAUCCCCGGGACCACCCAUACACAAAAAAAAAAAUGGCAUAUUAUUAUUAUUAUUAUUAUUAUUAUAUCAUCAUAAUCUGUCAAUACAUUAUUCUUAUCGUUUCAUCAUUUAUAAUUCAUUAUUGGAUCUUGGUGCGCUUUAUAUGUUUAUGAUUUAGCUCUGUAUGUGUCAAUGUCCUUGGUUUCAUCAUUAAUAAUUGUAUCUCCAUAUUUCUGUUCUGUUUAUUCCUUCCAGACUGGACAAAUGUUUGGAGCUCCUCAUUAAAACCAACCGGCUGCCAGAGGCUGCAUUCCUGGCCAGAACGUACCUGCCCAGCCAUGUGUCUAGGUACAGCACUGGCAGGUUGACGUUUAUUAUCAAUAAUCUUGCCCUGGAGGCAGAACUAAGCAAUUUCCACUAGUGGGCCAGCAGUCAUAAUUGGUUAUAUUGUAAAAAUUCAUGAAAACAAAAUCUAGUUUUUUGGUCUUCAUUUAAGGUUAGGGUUAAGCAUUCGUGUUAGCAGUGUUGUUAAGGUCAGUGUUGUUAAAGUCAGAUUUUAUGACUUAGUGGCUAUGCCAGCUAGUGACCACUCCGCAGAGCUACCUCCAGAACAUGAUUCAUGAUGGAAAAACGCUAACCUGCAUAGCACUGUGUGUGUGUCUGUGUGUACUGAUCUCGCUGUGUCUCCAGAGUGGUGAAGCUGUGGAAGGAGAGCCUGGGGAAGGUGAAUCAGAAGGCAGCUGAUGCGUUGGCUGACCCUACAGACUACAGCAAUCUGUUCCCCGGCCUACAGGAGGCCUUCCUGGCCGAAGACUACCUGAAGGAGACCCACGUCAGGCUGAGGCCUGCCGCAGAGUACCCCCUCAUCACCGUGAGUAGAUACACACACACACACACACACACACACAUCUUGGGCAUAUUGUGGCAAAACGAUUGCAACCGUUUUGAUUUUUUUUAAAUGUUUCAUACCUAUUUAACACGACCCUGAUUGAACAUGUUCUUUCCAUCUUACACUGAACAAAAAUAUAAACGCAACAUGUAAAGUGUUGGUCCCAUGUUUCAUGAGCUGAACUGAAAGAUCCCUGAAGUUUUCCAUGCGCACAAAAACCUAAUUUCUCUCAAGUUUUGUGCACAAAUUUGUUUACAUCCCUGUUUGUGAGCAUUUCUCCUUUGCCAAGAUAAUCCAUCCACCUGACAGGUGUGGCAUAUCAAGAAGCUGAUUAAACAGCAUGAUCAUUACACAGAUGCACCUUGUGCUGGGUACAAUAAAUGGCCCAUUGUCGUGCCAUUCAUCCGCCACCAUCACCUCAUAUUUCAGCAUGAUAAUGCACGGCCCCAUGUCGUAAGGAUCUGUACACAAUUCCUGGAAGCUGAAAAUGUCCCAGUUCUUGUAUGGCCUGCAUACUCACCAGACAUGUUUGGGAUGCUCUGGAUCGAUGUGUACGACAGCGUGUUCCAGUUCCCGCCAAUAUCCAGUAAUUUCGCAUAGCCAUUGAAGAGGCGUGGGACAACAUUCCACAGGCCACAAUCAACAAUCUGAUCAACUCUAUGCAAAGGAGAUGUGUCGCACUGCAUGAGGCAAAUGGUGGUCACACCAGAUACUGACUGGUUUUCCUAUCCACGUCCCUACCUUUUUUUAAAGGUAUCUGUUACCAACUGUAUUCCCAGUCAUGUGAAAUCCAUAGAUUAGGGCAUAAUUAAUUUAUUUCAAUUGACUGAUUUCCUUAUAUGAACUGUAACUCAGUAAAAUCUUUGAAAUUGUUGCGUUUUUAUUUUUGUUCAGUAUAGUUAUAUUACUGUAGUGUAUUAGUGACACCUAGUGGUGCAAUACCAGCUGAGCACUAUAGAUACAUGUGAUGCACUGAUGAACUCGCUCAAUGUGUGCGACCACCAGUAAAAUACAUGUCAAGUCAAUACUCUACAGUUACCAUAACUCCUUUGUACCCUCUGCCCUUGUUUUCUAGUCAAAUAAAUAAUAUAAUAAUAAUGCUUAUUAUAAUAGUAUAAGCCUUGUACCUGUACUUGUAAUAGUACUGUUGUAAUACUGUGCUGUUCUACCUCCCCACCUCACUGUUCUACCUCCCCACCUCACUGUUCUACCUCCCACCUCACUGUUCUACCUCUCCACCUCACUGUUCUACCUCCCCACCUCACUGUUCUACCUCUCCCCCACCUCACUGUUCUACCUCCCCACCUCACUGUUCUACCUCCCCACCUCACUGUUCUGCCUCCACUCACUGUUCUACCUUCCCUACUCACUGUUCUACCUCCCCACCUCACUGUUCUACCUCCACCUCACUGUUCUACCUCCCCCUCACUGUUACUCUACCUCUCCACCUCACUGUUCUCCUCCCCACCUCACUGUUCUACCUCCCAACUCACUUGUUCUACCUCUCCACCUCACUGUUCUACCUCUCCCACCUCACUGUUCUACCUCCCCACCUCACUGUUCUACCUCCCCACCUCACUGUUCUACCUCUCCACCUCACUGUUCUACCUCUCCACCUCACUGUUCUACCUCUCCACCUCACUGUUCUACCUCUCCACUCUGCAGCCCAAUGAGGAUAGGAAUGUCCUGGGGGAAUCUGCAGACUUUGUGCCAAAAGUAGUGCCGGCUGAACCAGAGGUAAAGUCUGGAAUCUCACACCUACUGGAAUACUGGACAUGGCCACAGCUGUUGUAUAUAGUACUACUUACAUAACCCCUAGUUUAGACAACCAUUCAGUGUGAUUUGUCAACUUGUCAUUCUCAAUUAAAAUAUGCUACUAUCACUGUUCUAUGUGCAGGAGGUUGCUGGGAGCAUGGAUGAAACCCCUGUAUUGGUAGCAGUGGUAGAAACCCCCGUAAUGGCAGCAGUGGUGGAGGCUGCAGCUCCAGAAGCUCCAGUAGUGGAAGAGUCCAUUGUCAUGGAAGAGGUAGAGCCUGUUGUGGCUGCAGUGGAGGAGUUUAUCCCAGCAGUAGAAGAAUCUAUCCCAGUGACAGAAGUGGAACCAACUAUGGCUGCAGUGGAAGAAUCCAUUGAGAUGGCAGAGGAGGAACCCAUUAUUGUUGAAGUGGAAGCUCCCAAGCCAGAGGAGGCAACAGCAGUGGAAGAUACCAUCACUAAGAUAGAGGUUCUUGUCACCAUAGAAAACGGCACAGAAGCACCCCUCUUGGCGCCAGAGGUAGCACAGUCCACCCCAGAGGAAGAAGUCAUAGCAACACCAAAGGAGGCUGUUGAGGAAGAACCUGCGACAAUGAAGCCCAUAGCAACAGAUGCACCUGUUACCGAGUUGGUCACAGAACCACAGAUUGUAACAGAAGCACCAGUUGCAGAGGCAACAGAAUCAGAACCUGUUACCAUAGAAGCGGUGGUGGAAGUUGAAGCACCCAUUGCCGCAGCAGUACUAGAAGCCAUAGCAACAGAACCCACGGUUACAGAGGAAGUAACAGAACCCAUAGCAACAGAACAAGCACCUGUUACCAUAGAAGUGGCAGUGGCAGCAGAAGCACCCAUUACUGAGGCAGUAGCAGAACCCAUAGCAGCAGCUGAAGAAGCCCCAGUCAUUGUAGAAGAGAAUGAACCUGCUCCAGCCCCAGUCCUAGCCCCAGUCAUAGACCCAACCCCAGUCCUAGCCCCAGCCAUAGACCCAACCCCAGUCCUAGCCCCAGCCAUAGACCCAACCCCAGUCCUAGCCCCAGCCAUAGACCCAACCCCAGUCCUAGCCCCAGCCAUAGACCCAACCCCAGUCCUAGCCCCAGCCAUAGACCCAACCCCAGUCCUAGCCCCAGCCAUAGACCCAACCCCAGUCCUAGCCCCAGCCAUAGACCCAACCCCAGUCCUAGCCCCAGCCAUAGACACAACCCCAGUCCUAGCCCCAGCCAUAGACCCAACCCCAGUCCUAGCCCCAGCCAUAGACCCAACCCCAGUCCUAGCCCCAGCCAUAGACCCAACCCCAGACCUAGCCCCAGCCAUAGACCCAACCCCAGUCCUACCCCAAGUCAUAGACCUUAGUCCUGUCCUACCCCCAGCCCUCGGCUCAACCCCACACAUAGAUAUAGCCCCAGAACCAGUCAUAGACCUAGCCCCAGCCCCAGCCAUAGACCUAGCCCCAGCCAUAGAUCCAGCUCCAAACCCAGCCGUAGAGGACCAGGCUGCAGCAGCCCCAGCAGUAGAGCCCCUACCAGCCCUCAUCCAGGUGGUUCCACCAGGCCCAGAGCCAGGCCCUGCAGCCCCUCUAGCUGCCCCCUUAGAGGGUAAAGGAGUGGAGGAGCCAGCCCCUGCAGCAGUAGCAGUAGCAGCAGCAUCCAUGGACCUGCUGGAUCUGAAUGAUAAAUGGAAUGAUGAGGAGGUAAAGCUAACCAGAGUCUAUACAUCCUGUCAUGACUUACACACUAUUUAGAAUGCUAAUCUAUAUUGGAAAUCACUUUUUGAUGUUUAUUGAUAUUGAACAAUGAUGUACUCUAUAUGAAUGUUAAGGGACAACAAUGUACCAGCGAGGUACUUCACCCUCGCCCACACUGACUCAUCACUCAUAUACAUUGCUUUUCCCUCCAGGGCCUUGACGAUCUGGACCUGGACAACUUUGAUCUGGACGAUGACAUCGACACCACAGAUGUCAAUCUGGACGAUGACUUCUUAGACGACUGA
Coregonus sp. 'balchen' is the source of this 15546-nucleotide messenger RNA. Lineage: Eukaryota; Metazoa; Chordata; Actinopteri; Salmoniformes; Salmonidae. The record is from the annotation of a GenBank genome assembly.